AUGACUUUCCGUGAGAACAGGCGAAGAAGGGGCGAUCCGAGCAUUCGUGGAGGAAACCAUCGCGGAGGACCCAAUGGCCUCAUCCGGCGUAGACCGUCGGAAGGAUUAUGCGUCCACUUUCAGCGCGGCAGGUGUCACUGGGGUGAUAGGUGCAGGUUCUCCCACGACACGACUGAGCGUGUCCGUAACGGAUCAAGCUCAAUCACCCAUGAUCCGGUCGCAAAGAAUGCGUAUCUCGACUGGAAGAGGAGCCUUCGAGGCGGAAUGGCUUCAUGGCUAUAUUCUGGACGAGAGCACGAAAAACUUGGCCGGUUUUGGAACGAGGCUCUGGAGAUACUUGAAAGUGACAGCAGAGAGAAUCACCAGUUGUUGGCCAAGGACCUGGUGGACGAAGAGCUGCAUGGACGGGAUUUUAUUCUCGCCACUAUUGACGCAGAUCAGGCAAAAGGAAGUUUGCGCUGUUUCGAAAUCUACGGCGAGCCAUUUCUCAAAGUUUUGACACACUGUUCUCUCUUGAACUGUCUCUCAGUGGAUUCCUUCGUUGGCUCUCUGUACUCAGAUUUCGGUGGCACAAAUGGAGACCGAGGAAUCAACUACCUGAACGCCGUGUGUUCUGGCAUGAUAAACACGAGAAAUGAGCAGGGAACCUCUCUCGAUUCCGUGAAGUUACUGUUAAAUGUCCUCCAUCAGCUUCUGUCGCGAAUUCGCCGGGCUCGCUUUCACGAUGAGGUCUCCAUACUUAUCGACCUGGCUCGCAAGUUAGUUGAUAAGCUUGCACCUAUCUCCUCUAAGGCCGACAUCGACGGACUGGAGAGCAAGAUUCAAGUCAUGGAAAGCUUGGUCAACAUGGCCAACAGCAACAUCCUCCCUUGUACGGCACAUUACCACCUACCGCAGCAAGGAACCGGCCUAGUUCUGUCAUCAUUUCCGCUGGAUAUGCAGACACCCGGCGGGAGACACGACAACGACUUUGCAGACAUCGCGAAAGUGCAAAUUCUUCCCACGUAUGGCGAGGUUGUAAGCGUGGAUGCAGAAUACUUGCCGUCCACCAACUUCCUGCAACCCCACAUUCUCACUGAUCCUUUGCAGAGAUACAUUGACUCUACAUUUCGACUGCUGCGGCAUGAUGUUUUUGGCUCAACCAAAGACGCUAUUCGUGACCUUUUGCAGGAAGACGAUUUGAGUCACGCCACUCGUUCCUCGAACAGAGACAACACGACACAUCUUUACCCUGGAGCACAGGUUUCAAAGAUCUUCAUCAACAGCAAGAAUGAUCUUGAAGCGAUUGUAUCGUUCCAGAAACCCGCGCAAAUCCGCAAAAAAACCUCGAGCGAACAAAGCAGAUGGUGGCAGGACUCAAAUCGACUUGAGGAGGGAAGUUUGAUAUGCUUCUUAAGCUGCCAAAAAAGCCACAAACGUCUCAUUUUCCUUGAAGUGACUUUGAAAAGUACUGGCAAAGAUAAAAAAGAAAUGCACAAGAGCAGUCUUGUCUCCGAUAGAUAUCCUCCGAGUGUCACGGUCAAGCUUGCUGCAUGCCGAAAAGAAGACUUGAUCUUGUUGACCGAGUUGUAUCGAGAAGGACACACUGGGAUUGUGGUAGAGUUUCACGGUCUGAUCCCGGCUACGUUCUCUCCUAUAUUGAAGAAUCUUCAGCGGACUCAACAGGCGGGAGAUCUGUCAUUCUCAAAAUGGAUCUUGCCUGGUAGGACGGGUGACGAGGACACCCAAACCACGACAGCGCCAGCAUAUGCCCGCAAAGCAGGGUUCCGAUUCUCAUUGACGCCAAUAACCAGUAUCGGAGACGAGGCUCCCCUAACGUUGGAUCCUACCGAUACUACUACAAUUGAUAUUGGAAAGCUACAAACCCAAACUGGUCUCGACUACGGUCAGUGUCACGGUUUGAUUGCGGCACUCACACGAGAGUAUGCCCUUAUUCAGGGACCACCUGGAACCGGUAAAUCUUACUUGGGCGUGAAACUUGUGCAGGUUCUUCUUGAUGUCAAGGCGAAGGCGAAUCUUGGUCCCAUUCUUGUCAUUUGCUACACCAACCAUGCGCUGGAUCAGUUCUUGAAACAUCUUCUUGAUGCCGGCAUUGAAAAAGUCAUCCGGAUCGGAGGUCGCAGCCAGGCCCCUGAGCUUGACGGCAAAAACCUUCGGGUUGUCAGCCAGAGUAUUGGCAAGACCAGGGUGGAAUCGCAAACCCUUGGGAAAUCCUACUCAGCUCUGGAGACAUGCAUGACCGAUGCCGGCUUCGCAAUGAAGCCUUUACACAAGUCUAGAAGAGGCUUGUCUUGGGAAAAUAUUGAGCCUUUCUUGAGAAGAAGAUGGCCGAAAAUACACCGACAAUUGGAUCGAAUAGACGAAGAAGGGUUCACAACUAUCGCUAGUGACCCCCUACUCUCGUGGCUUUCAGGAAACUCGGUCGGCGCUGUUAGAGAACAUGGCGAAGGCGAGAUUGAUGAAACACGCCUGGCAGCUCUCAUGCUUCAGGCAGAACAGGAUAUCUAUUGCCUGUCAUCACGAGAGCGAAAUAUCUUGGCAAAGACAUGGUUCAAGCAGUCACAGGAAGUUGGAACCGAUUUGCUAUUCGAACACAUUGCCAAUGCCGCAGAGCUUCGCAGUGACAUCAAUGCCAUCCACGAAGAGAUAAAUCGACGGGCAUUGGUUCAAGCAGACGUCAUUGGAAUCACGACCACGGCUCUCGCGCGUAAUAUUGAGACACUUCGCCGCGUCGGUUCUAAAGUUGUCCUGUGCGAAGAGGCAGCCGAGGUGAUGGAGGCCCAUGUCAUCUCGGCCCUUAUGCCAGGAGUCGAACACUUUGUUCAAAUUGGAGACCACCGACAGUUACGACCACAAAUUUCAAACUACUCACUCAGUCUUGAAUCAUCAACUGGGAAAAUAUGGCAAUUGGAUCGAAGUCAAUUUGAAAGACGCGCUAUCGGCGAGCCGGGUCUCAAGCCGGCGCCUGUUGCACAGCUCAACAUACAGCGAAGAAUGAGACCCGAGAUAUCACAACUGAUCAGAAGGGUGUAUCCAAAACUAGAAGAUCACGAGAGUGUGAGAAAUUUACCUCAUGUUGUUGGCAUGCGAGACAACCUUUUCUGGCUGGAUCAUCGAUGUCAAGAAGAUUCGGCAGACAAUACCGGCCGAGUGAAAUCCCACAGCAAUCAAUGGGAGGUCGACAUGGCCACUGCUCUCGUUCGACAUAUUGUUCGACAAGGAGUGUACAAGAGUACUGAUCUUGCACUCCUGACACCUUACACCGGCCAGUUACGGAAGCUCCGGGCAUCGCUCGGUAGGGAUUUUGAAAUCUGCCUCAGCGAGAGGGACUUGGAGACUUUAGCUGCAGAUGGAAUUGAUGAUUCCGAAGAUCCAGCACCGGUUACGAACAGCCACAAGGCACUGGAGAAGAAGACUUUGCUCCAGACACUGCGUCUUGCGACCGUGGACAACUUUCAAGGGGAGGAGGCGAAAGUGAUCAUUGUGUCUCUCGUUCGCAGCAACCAAAACCGCAAGGUCGGUUUUCUCCGCACCGAAAACCGCAUCAAUGUGCUUCUCAGUCGUGCUCAGCAUGGAAUGUACCUCAUUGGUAAUGCUGAGACUUAUCUCAAUGUCCCGAUGUGGGCAGAUGUCCACUCUCAACUUCAACAUGCAAAUGCGGUCGGCACAGAGCUGGCACUUAGUUGCCCUCGUCAUCCAGAAACGCCUAUCCUCUGUGCCGAGCCUCAUGACUUUGAGAGAAAGAGCCCCGACGGUGGAUGCGGUCUCCCAUGCACUCGCCGACUCGAGCCGUGUGGACAUCAAUGCCAGGCGAAAUGCCACUCGGCAGUCAUGCAUGAAGGUUUCGCGUGCGGGAAGCCCUGCCAGCGCGUUCGAACCACUUGUUCGCACGCAUGUCCUAAACUUUGCGGUGAGAAGUGUGGUUCUUGCAUGGUCAAGAUUCCGGAGGUAGAGCUACCUUGUGGUCAUGUCAAAGAAAGCGUCUUCUGCCAUCAAUUGUCAUGUUUGAUGGAUAUCAAGUGUGACGUGAAGGUAGACAAAGUUGUUCCCAGGUGCGGCCAUACGAAUCGGGUGGGCUGUUUCAAAGAUGUUGCGGCCCCAAUUUACAGAUGCUUGGAACAGUGCAGGGAGGUCCUGAGAUGUGGCCACAAUUGUAGCGAUUGCUGCGGAAGCUGCCUUCGAGAGAUUGUUGAUGGACGCAGGAUCUGUGAGCACCCAGAGUGCAGAAAGAUCUGUGACCGUCCCUACGGCGCAUGCAAUCAUAGGUGUACCAAGCCCUGUCACCUGGGCGAGAUCUGCGGUGGAUGCAAAGAAAAAUGCGAGGUCCGAUGCUCGCAUAAUGCGUGCACCAAGAAAUGCGGAGAAGCUUGCACGCCUUGCAUCGAGCCGUGCACCUGGUCAUGCAAGCACCUCGGCCCCUGUACAAUGCCUUGCGCGGCACCAUGUAACCGUCUUCCUUGCGAUGAGCGGUGCAACAAACUCUUAAAUUGCGGCCAUCGAUGCCCCAGUCUAUGUGGCGAAGAUUGUCCGCACAAUUUGUGUCAAGAGUGCGGCAACAAGGGAGAUGCCCGCGUCGAUUUCGUCGAGAUGAAACUUUACUCAGAGAUCAACCUCGAUGAGAAUCCAAUCAUUGUGCUGGGAUGCGGCCACUUCUUUACAAGUGAGUCGGUGGAUGGCGUGGUGGGUCUAGACGAAGUCUACACACGAGACGAGGAUGGGAAGUUCAACGGGCUUCGAGACACAUCUUCCUCCCUAGCCACCGGCAUACCAUCAUGCCCAGAUUGCAAACAACCCAUUCGGCAAUUUGUGACCAGACGGUACAAUCGUGUCGUCAACCGCGCCGUGUUAGACGAGACCUCUAAGCGAUCUUUAAUCAAAGGUCGCACCGAUCUUGAGACUCUCGAAACGCGUCUGAAUGACGUCGAAGAGAAGCUCAAGAAUCCGUCUGCGAGAUGGUCACCGGACAAGACUGAAAAGCAAACCAAAUCCCUUCUCGAUGAUUGCAGAAAUAUUGGGAAGCGAGCCUUUGACCUCAGCCGAGACACCGCUUCCGAAAAUCAACCGGUGAAAGUGCUAAUGGAUGCAAUUACGAUAUGCAAAAGCUCGUCGCAAGAUGAAUUUCGCUCCCUACUGACGCAAAUGAAGUCGCUGAAUAUAGCAACACCCAAAUUUGACAAUCAGAUCAGCCUUGGAGCGCGGCUUUUGUUCAUAAGAGCCCAGCAGAUUCGGUUGAGUGAGGUCGUCAAAUCAUUGAAUUCACGCAAGACUUUCACAGGGAGUCUGAUUGGAUUACGCCCUUACCAACCAUCCUCCGAGUCCCUCAAUAUUUUAAAGGCUUGCCAGGAGCUGAUAAGGCAAGCAAACGAAGGCAGUUUCUAUCGAAUCGCUAUCGCGGCUAGCAUUACCUUUGCCAAGCUUUCCCAGCUCGUGGCAUGGCACCGCCGCACCCAUGGCAAGCAUGGAACCAAUACUGAGAACAGGGAGGACCUAGGCUCAAAGGAUCUCAUAGGUAACUUUGAACUCGUGCGCAAGCUACUUGAUGCAGCCCUGAUAUCAUGUGAACGGCUGGGGAACUGCCCUGAGCUCCAAGAGCAGGUGCAGGCAAUGUUGAAUCUCUGCAACGGCCCGCGAUACGAGGUCGUCACUUUCGAGGAACUUGAAGAGAUCAAGUCAGCUAUGCUCAACGGAAGAAGUGGAAUUGCGACUCACUCUGGACAUUGGUACAAUUGCACAAAUGGGCAUCCGUUUGCAAUUGGAGAGUGUGGCAUGCCAAUGGAACAAGCGCGUUGUCCAGAGUGCGGAGCACCCAUCGGAGGUCAAAACCAUAGGGCUGUAGAAGGUGUCACCCGCGCUCAUGAGAUGGAAUAG
Penicillium diatomitis is the source of this 5868-nucleotide messenger RNA. Its product is annotated as putative NF-X1 finger and helicase domain protein. Gene Ontology annotation, molecular function: zinc ion binding; helicase activity. The coding region runs from base 1 to 5868 and encodes 1955 amino acids. Gene Ontology annotation, biological process: regulatory ncRNA-mediated heterochromatin formation. NCBI's taxonomy places the organism in Eukaryota, Fungi, Ascomycota, Eurotiomycetes, Eurotiales, Aspergillaceae. The transcript has 4 exons. The record is from RefSeq and is a predicted model, not a curated record. Gene Ontology annotation, cellular component: nucleus; nuclear RNA-directed RNA polymerase complex.